Messenger RNA from Paecilomyces variotii, 1756 nucleotides. Its product is annotated as eukaryotic translation initiation factor 5. Gene Ontology annotation, biological process: formation of cytoplasmic translation initiation complex; formation of translation preinitiation complex; translational initiation. The record is from RefSeq and is a predicted model, not a curated record. NCBI's taxonomy places the organism in Eukaryota, Fungi, Ascomycota, Eurotiomycetes, Eurotiales, Thermoascaceae. The transcript has a single exon. The coding region runs from base 256 to 1527 and encodes 423 amino acids. Gene Ontology annotation, cellular component: cytosol. Gene Ontology annotation, molecular function: GDP-dissociation inhibitor activity; eukaryotic initiation factor eIF2 binding; translation initiation factor activity.
UCGUGCGGAAACCUUGUAGUAUACAUUCGAGAUCCUGUGGUUGAAACCUCCUGGGCUGCCCAUUUCCGCAGUGUCAACCGACACUAGUCUCUAUUCACGACGAUUCUUUAACCUAGAAGAACGAGGCAAUCUGUGACGCAUGUCUUGUUCCAAUAACGCCGUCUUGGUUCAGAUUCCUUUUGCCCGCUCCGCCACAACGCCAGCUUCCUCAGUACACUGAAAACGAUCAGACCACGCGAUCAGACCACCGCAAUCAUGGCCACCGUCAAUAUCCGUCGGGAUAUCACCGAUCCCUUCUACCGUUACAAGAUGGAGAAGCUCCAGUCCAAGAUCGAAGGUAAAGGCAACGGUAUCAAGACUGUUGUCGUCAACCUGAACUCGGUCGCCCAGUCUCUCAGCCGGCCCCCAUCUUACGUUAUCAAGUAUUUCGGAUUCGAGCUGGGUGCUCAGGCGAACGCCAAGCCUACUGACGAUCGCUGGAUCAUCAACGGUGCCCAUGACGCCCCAAAGCUCCAGGACUACCUGGACGGAUUCAUUUCCAAGUUUGUACUUUGCAAGAAGUGCAAGAAUCCGGAAACUGAUGUGGUCAUCAAAGACGGUCGGAUCCUGCUUGACUGCAAGGCCUGUGGUCAGCGCUCCGAGGUUGACCCUCGUCUGAAGCUGAGCACUUUCAUCAUCAGGAACCAACCUACUAAGGGCAAGAAGGACAAAUCCUCCAAGAAGAGCCGCCGUGACCGGAACAAGGAUAAGAGUGAUGCGACAGAAAACGGAGAUAAAUAUGGCAGCCCAGGCGACAGCAACAACUCAGAAGACGGAGAAGCGGAAGACCUGGCCAUCGAGGCAAACAGCGACGAUGAGCUUACUCGUCGUAUCAAUGCGGAGGCCGAGAAUCUUGAUAAGGACGAUGAUAUUGACGAUGACAACUGGGCCGUUGAUGUCUCGGAAGAGGCCGUCAAAGCCCGUGCCCAGGAGCUUCCUUCGGAUCUCAAGCGUGCGCUUGUCAUUGAGGAUGCUGAUGAUGAAGAAGGCGAUGGUGCCAGCGCCUAUGACCAGCUUGGAAGCUGGAUCAUCAGCACCGCCGAAGGCAAGGAAGGUGGUGUUGCUGACGUCAGCGACAUCGACAUCUACAUGAAGGCGAAGGAACUUGGCAUCGAGAGCAAGCACAAGACCUUGACAGUGUUGGCGCAGACUAUCUUCGACGAGAAGAUUGUUAAGCAGAUUCCCAACCGCGCCUCCAUGCUUAAGAAGAUGAUCACCUCCGAGCGCCACGAGAAGGCUUUCCUCGGUGGUACCGAGCGUUUCGUCGGCAAGGAUCACCCUGACCUUAUCCCUCAGGUUCCUGCUAUCCUGCUCCAGUACUACCAGCAUGACCUAGUCUCUGAGGACGUGCUCAAGGCCUGGGGUUCCAAGGCUAGCAAGAAGUAUGUCGACAGUGCGACCAGCAGGAAGGUCCGCAAGGCUGCUGAGCCCUUCCUCGAAUGGCUCGAGAAUGCCGAGAGUGAUGAAGAGAGCGAGGAAGAGGAAUAGAUUUGACGUGAAACUCAGAAAUUUUCUCUGGCUCUUUUACCGCUUUCCGGAUACUGUUCUUGGGCGCGUCAUUCCAUGGGAUCACUUCCGCUCAGAAAAUACUAAACUGUCUUUACCGAGAGACUUAGUGCUUGAUUCCUGACUAUUGUUUAUUUUCAAAACUCGAGUUCUUUAGUUCGAAGUAAUAGGAUCAGCAAACAAUAUCAAUGCAAUCCCUUCUCAUCUAACG